AUGGCGUGGUGGCAGAGGCAGUCCACCAUCCAGUCCUACCUGGAGGGGGUCGGAGCCCGCUUCCAUGCGGCCCGUGUGGGCGCUGAGGGGCCGGGGCUGGGCAGGCACCUGUUGGCGCUGCAGAAGGACGUUGUGUCCGAGCUGCGUGUGGUGAAGGACCUGAUGGUCCAGUGUGUCCCAGCUCACUACAACAUCCUCGGUGUCUGCACUGUCACCUACCACCAGGCCCUCACGAGCCACCUCCAGGACAUCCUCCGAGAAGACCUGGACAAACAGGCCCUCUUCCUUCUCCUGGAGUGGGCCCUUCGCGUGUACCACAGCCCAGAGAUGAUGGGUCACCCUGACCUUCUCCCAGAGGUGGACGUUUCUGCUCUGGGUCCCUUGCUGUCCCCUGAGCUUGUGGAUCAGACGGAGAGGAGAUACGUGGUGAAAGUCAAGGCCAGCGUGCUCGAGUGGAUGCAGAGGACCCUGGAGGUGGAGUUCAAGGAAUGGUUCAGGGAAGAGGAACCCGAGAUGGACCAUCAGGGCUUCUUCCAGUCAGCCCUGCCCGUCAUCAUCAUGCAGAUGCUGAAUGAGAAUAUCCAGGUGGCCUCCUUGAUCACGGACUCUCUGCAGCAGAAGGUCUACAACAUGGCCUUGGAGGAGCUCGAGGGAUUUCUGGGCCGUCUGCGGGAAGCCCUGGUGCAAUGCGGGAAGGAGCACCAGAAGGACCGUACCGUGCCCAAGUACUACGUCUCCUACCUGCUGGCCAUGCUCAACAACAACCUGGCUCUCGGCUCCUCUGUCACCUCCCUGCACCCCGACACUGCCCCCAGACAAGUCCCCGCAUCCCUCCGGGCUGCUCUAGACAGGACACAGAAGGCGCGCCCCAGCCCCUGCGGCUGCCACCGUCCCAUCGGGAACAGCCCUGCUGCUGCACCCCCGGCGAGGCCCCUCUGCCUGCAGCUGCCGUCCUGCAAGUGGCUCUGCGGGUCCCAGCUCGUCAGCAGCAUCUGCGAAGUGGUUCCGGGGCUCCUGCUGACGGAGAGCGAGCUCCUGGUGACGAGCCAGUACCUGCGGGCCCUCAUGCAGAAGAAGAUGGCGUGCAAGAGCGAGGAGGAGCGGGGCCAGCUCUGCGACCGCCUGCUGCAGGAUGCCUCGCAGCUCCGUGAGCUCUUCUGUGGCCUGGGUCUGGACCGGAGCCGGCAGAGCCUGGAGGCUGUGUUUGCCCUGCGGGAGCUGAUCAGCCUCAAAGACCCAACGCUGCUCAGCCUGGAGGUGCUGGGCUUCAUCACCAAGUACCCCGACGUCAGCGACGAGCACAUCUCCACCUUGCUGGACCUCCGCGGUGACGUCUCCAGGGAGGUACGGCACAUGGUGCUGGAAAUGAUGGCGCAGCACCCCCAGGUCCCGCCCGAGAGCUACCAGCCCAUCUUCAGCACCAUCCUGGUCCCCGCGCCAGAGCUGCCCUUCUGCCUUCGCAAGGGCAAGUGUGCCUGAUGCUGCGCCCCGCAGCCCCCCCCUCCCC
This is a messenger RNA of Opisthocomus hoazin, 1507 nucleotides long. The record is from RefSeq and is a predicted model, not a curated record. NCBI's taxonomy places the organism in Eukaryota, Metazoa, Chordata, Aves, Opisthocomiformes, Opisthocomidae.